GAAACAGUCGUUGUUAGAAGCGCCGAGUGUUCGCGCGUCAACCACCUGAUAUGUUAUCAACCUACUGAUAAGGAGUACUGAAAAUCGCUCUAACUCCUUGUUCAGUUCAGUACAGUGACUUGAAUAGUUCAGUGUUCAAAAUGACCCAGAAUAAUCUGGAAGUGGGUAUGCGGUGCAUAAAGUACAUGCUGCUUUGUGUUACGGCUAUAUUUGUGCUGACGUCAGCACUGAUCAUAUCCGUGGGCACGACGAUCUACGCCAUCUACUACGAUGUCUCCCUGUUCCUGGACGACAAGUUCUUCUCGCCUGCAACCUUCAUCAUCGUCAUCGGGAUCAUCAUGUUGUUCGUGUCGCUCUUCGGCUGCGUCGGCGCACUAAAGGAGAGCACCUGCUUGGUUAAUAUUUUUGCAGUGAUCCUGACAUUGGUGCUGGUGCUGGAGUUAGCAGCCGCUGUGACCGCGUACGUGUUACGGGCCCAGGUCGAAGAUAUCCUGGAUGAGAAUCUGAGGACUGCCCUGCCUUACUACUAUGAGAAGCCCGAGAUUGAAGCCGCCUUUGACUUCAUCCAGAGCAGGCUGAACUGUUGCGGGGUGGACCAGUACGAAGACUGGAGGGACGUGAGCCACCCGAACGGCAUUACGGGCAUCAGCAUUAACAACAUCACCGUCCCCAACUCCUGCUGCGCGGAGACCCAGUUCGUCAGCGAGCUGGCUGUGGAGGAGUGCACCAAGCUGUACGCCAAGGGGUGCCUCCCUAGAGUCAUCUACAUCGUCUACCAGAGCGCUGGCCUCAUUGGCGCCGGAGCUAUGACCAUCGCUUUCAUCCAGGUUAUCGGCAUCGUGUUUUCGUUCUCCCUGGCCAGUUCUAUCAGGAAGGCCAAGUCGGAGCGCGCGCGCAGGAAGUGGGAGAUCCAGGAGCGUAUGAUCAACGCAUACACCUCCUUGAACCCUGAGAAUGAGAAGGCGGCUCCCGUCAUUUACGUCCCGUUCCACGGUCAGACCACCGCUUAAAGAGGCUCAAUGUUAAAGCCAUUGCCAGUCCUUUAAAACGACUAGAUUUUUUUUGAUAGGUGCGUUAAACAUACUUUAAGGUAUUUAGUAAAUAAAGACUAUUUGGUUAUAAAAAAAAAGUGCCUGUAGAGAAGAAAAACAAACGCUCGGCCUGUGAAGGAACUCUUAUUACCCUUAUGACUAAUAUUUUUCUUCACGAUGAGUAAAUCAAAGCUUGAUGUACACAUAGGCGGAAAAGCAGGACAAGCAGGCUGCGUGGGAUUGGUAUGAAACAGCAAUUUCAUAGAAAAUUACGUAGUAUUAUUGUUUGUUUUAAAUCCCUCUUGCCUUCCGCCCCGCAGUACCCUGUCUGACGAGAGUGGGAUGGCGCCCAGAGUAGUCUAUUUCAAAGCCGUACUAGGACUCUUAUUCUCCGCUUCUGGAUAGUACUGACUGUUACUGCUGCCCUGUCAGGUUACCAUGGUUACGCAAUUUACUAUUAGAUUACACGAUCUUGGUCACCGCGCCCGCGACCUUGACCUUUGAGCAGGAUGGAUUGGCAAAUGUAAUAAACGCUUUAAGAUAAAAUUUCGCGCCCAUCGGCGGCUCAAUUUCUAGUUCUGUGUGCAACAAGCAAGCGUCACUUGGGUUUCUUUUCAGCAGGAACUUUUACGUCAGUUUUAUUUUGGACAGACAUGAGAAACAUGUUUUAAGUUUACGCGUAUAUUAUCAUAAUUAAAACACAUAAUAACGGGUUCUUACCGCGUUUAAAAUAGAGAUAUGAGACUCCCGAUAUUAAAGAAAGAGUGUAUAUGUCUGCCCGUUGAAAAUUAUGGAUCUACCUACUCCACUCCAAUCUCAUCAGUCAUCCCGUGAUCAUGGCACUUGCAACAGUGUCGAAAUAUCGGGAGUCUCAUAUCCCUAUUUUUAAACGCGGUAAGAACCCGUUAUUAUGUGUUUUAAUUAUGAGAAACAUGCUGUCAAGAUAGAUAAACUUAAAUUAAUUAAAUGUACUAAGUAUAAAAAGUGAGAUCACCAAUGUUAUCAAUAUUUUUAAAGGUUUUGUAGGUACUUAUUAAAAUUAGGUUUGCUGUGAACAUAACUUCACCUAACGGGGUUACCUACCCUUCUUUCCUUUUCGGCGGAUAAAAAAGUGACAGAUAUAGCUUAUAAUUAUGAGAUUAAACGAACUUACCUAUAUGAGAAGUUCUAUCUUAAUUAUACGAAGCUCCUUGUUCGAGAUGGGGACUCCCUCCCUACAAUUUUAAUAUUCCGCUCUAAAGUCUCUACAGGUGACAGAGUUGUCCAUGAAACAUGCUAACAUAAUGACAUUAGUUGACAGGUGCGUUCAGAAAGCGGGAAACGAAGCUUUGAAAAUUGUGACGAUCCUGGAGCAUAAGACGUAGACUACAUUGAAAACCGUCUCGAACAAGGAGCGAGUAUAAUAAAAUUAGAUGAUGUCUGCAGGAAUCAGCACCACUGUGGCCUAAAUAAUAACAUUAAAAACUAUAUUAUUUUUGUAGCAAUAUAUUCAUUUGUGGUCGUAUAAUGAGUCUACUAGUCUGAAGGUUUAAUCGAAGACCAACUCAUUGCUGUAAGUUUUUCCUGUUUAUACGACAUGCCGUAAUGACUGUACUCCGUACAUGUACUAAAUGAGUCAUUAUAUAUAAACACAGACUAAGACAUUUAUUUUUAAGUAUGGAACAUUAAAUACUUGUUAAUAUAAUAGUUUAGUUAUGUUCUACAAUCCUAAGGGUACAGAUAUGCAUGCUUAUUUAGUGUCCUGCUCAUAAACUCUAUUUUGAAGCAGUCGCCGUAGCCGAAAUCGGCUGGAUCACAUCACUAUUGGCGUGUUCAUAAACCGACAGUCGAGCGAACCUUACCAUACCCUAUUAAUUAGAGUUAAAGAGCAAUCAGCUACAGUGAGAAGUGGUACAAAAAAUCAUUCAACACAAAAAAAAUGUUUAUGAAUUUAUCUGUAUUUGUAAUUGUUCCAUUGUUUUACAUCCUUUUUUUUUUUAAAUACGUACUCGUUUUAAUUUUAUCAAAAUAUAUUUAUUUAUAAAUUCUACAAUG
Messenger RNA from Pectinophora gossypiella (pink bollworm), 3065 nucleotides. Its product is annotated as CD63 antigen-like. The transcript is spliced from 5 exons. Bases 141 to 1010 code for a protein of 289 amino acids. Gene Ontology annotation, cellular component: membrane. The record is from RefSeq and is a predicted model, not a curated record. Lineage: Eukaryota; Metazoa; Arthropoda; Insecta; Lepidoptera; Gelechiidae.